AGGUUUAGGAUCUGCAUCGAAUUGUCUCUAUGAGCAUUCCCUCAGAUCUUGUGUGAGCUCGAACAAACGUGAAGCCGCCAGGAGCUACGCCUGGCUAUCGCUCAAGCUUUCGAAACGAAGCUGACGUCUACCUGGGGCGAUAAAGAAACAUGUGUUCCGCGGCGCUGAGUGCGCGAGCAUCCCUCCGUGAAAUUCUGAGUCGCCGAAUCGUUCCCUUGUGUUGCACGGAUUAUCGAGGAGCUCAUUAUAGAACUCGCUCAAUUGUUGCCAAAGUUCGCCCGAUGCGCAUCAAGAAUGUCAGUGAAGCACCGGUGUCAAACAGGCGCGAUCGGCGCCUCAAAGUCGGAGAACGGGCUCAAAGAGACCACGAAGUGGAAGAGCCAGAUGACUACUUGCUCAGCAUCAAUAGCAAGAGCGAAUUAGGACAAUACCACGCACAGGUCAAGGAACAGUUUGAUGAACGCGCCAAGCGUUUGAAAAACGCGAUUCUAAGGAAAGAAUUAACACCGCCACCUUUGGAGAGCAAUCUUCUGCAUUGGGCGGCCAGGCAACAGAUCAGGUACCUGCACGAGAAAAAUCCACAGGACUGGCCGCCGGAGAGGAUCGCCGAAGAGUUCCCCAUAAGUGUAAACGGAGCUAAGCGCCUCCUGCGCAGUAAAAGGCGCAUCAAGCCAGAGAGCAUCGAAGCGCACGACAGAGAGGUGGAUGCAAAAUGGAAGCUCUUGAAGAAAAUUCGGUUCUCGAAAAGGGUACCAGAAGAGGGACCUGUCACACUUCACGCGAAAACGAUUGAGCUGUACCUCACAGGCCAGCUACAAAGUGAAAAUCUUAAAGCGGGCAACCCGAGUUUCCCGCCAGCGCCGGCUGAUAAGGAUAUUGCCUUCCCGUUCGCCGUCGGGAAAGAAGGCUCGUUUUUCAAGAUCUUCCAGGAGUAUAAGACCUUGUCGAAGGGAAACCAAUCGAAUGAUCAGGACGAAAUAAGCACAGUCGAAUCGGCUGGACAGGAGGAGAAGCCAGCGUUCCAAGACGAGAUCGGAGAUGACCCCGAAGCAGCGACUCAUCUCGAUUUACCGUAUCGUUUGAGGGCCCGAUUGGAGAGAUCUUUCCGGAAUGAGUCGAUGAAUCUCGAGGAUUUCAAGAGUAAGCUGAAUCUGAAGGAGCAAGUGCGGCUUGGAGCAACGGGACAGCCCGAAGAAGUCCCAACGAGGAAGAAAGAUUUCCGUUUCUCGUCGAAACCUCAUGUGAGAAUCGAGAAGUUCGUCGAGCCCCCCAAGAGAAAGAAACAACCCCUGGAAACUGCGGAAUCCCCACCGGAAAGUGACGCGCCACGGUCUUCUGACGGCGAAACUCUUUUCCGAAUUCCGAAGUAUUGA
Galendromus occidentalis (western predatory mite) is the source of this 1373-nucleotide messenger RNA. RefSeq lists its product as uncharacterized. Gene Ontology annotation, cellular component: nucleus. The transcript is spliced from 5 exons. The record is from RefSeq and is a predicted model, not a curated record. Lineage: Eukaryota; Metazoa; Arthropoda; Arachnida; Mesostigmata; Phytoseiidae. Bases 150 to 1373 code for a protein of 407 amino acids.